AAAGCGAAACUGAAACCAGGCGGCCCGAGGCUGCGGGCCGGACGCACCCCUGCACCCCUGCCCCAGACCCGGCCCAGCUGCGUCCCGCCGCCGCGCCGCCCGACGCCCAGAGCCAUGGCCUCGAACCUCGGCCCGCCGUCCCCGCUGCCCGCGCGGGUGUCCGAGCCCGGCCCCCAGCUACACAGGAAGCUGGAAAGCGACUCCCAGGGCCGGCAGUUGGGCGACGAGGAGUGCACCGUCCCGCUCUCGGGCCACCGCACCGAGGACACCGCCAUGGCCUCGAACCUCGGCCCGCCGUCCCCGAUCCUCGCGCGGGUGUCCGAGCCAGGCUCCAGGCUACACAGGAAGCUGGAAAAAUACUUUCAGAGCCGUGAGUCAGGCGGCGGGGAGUGCACCGUCCGGCCCUUCGGCCACAGCGCCCAGGACACCUUCCUGGUGAAGUUCAGGGAAAGGGCAGCUAAGGAGAGAGUACUGAAAAAAGGAGAGCACCAAACUGUGGUUGACAACAAACCUGUGACUAUUUCCCUGGAACCUACUGAAAAUCCCAUAGAGAAGAAUCCAAGACCCAGAACAUCUUCACUGACACAGUCAGGAGAAGGGGUGAGAUCUGGUGAGAAGCAUCCACAUGAAGAACAUAUUCCUAAUGCUGUGGAUUCCUGUCUCCAAAAGAUCUUCCUUACUGUCACAGCUGACCUGAACUGUAAGCUGUUCUCUAAAGAGCAGAGGGAACACAUAACCACUCUCUGGCCCAAUGUCAAAAGAAUGGAAGGCCAUGAUGGAAUUGAGAAGGUGUGUGGUGACUUCAGAGACAUUGAAAAGAUACACCACUUCUUCAGUAAGCAACUGCUGGAGAGUGAACAGAAACAGGAAUCUUCCCCUUUGACAACAGAGAGGGAGCCACUCCUGCAGCAGGACUGGAACAGCUGUGUUUCUUUUUCUGAACCAAAACCCAGGUCAGAUGAGAAAAACAACCGUUUUGAAGUUCCCUUGCCUUUCUUUGAAUACUUCAAAUAUACCUUUCCUGAUAAAAUAGACUCACUAGAGAGAAGAUUUGGUGUAAAAAUAAAAACUCAGGAGAGUUCUCCAAAUAUGAUCUAUUUAGACUUCACCUCAAGCCAAUCAGAUCACCUCAAAGCAGUUUGUGAUUAUUUUGCCAGUGAAUUUCAGAGGAUUGUAGGAACUCUGGGGCAGGAAUGCCUUGCUUUUCCAGACAGUAAGCAGGCAAAUAGAAUCAAACAGGAAUUGAAUCACCAGUUUUCAAAGCUCUAUAUAAAGGAGGAAGGAGGAGAAUUAACUCUCCUUGGGACCCAAGAUGACAUUGCAGCUGCCAAACAUUUUCUUGCCUCCAAAAUCUCUGCAAGCCUGGUCAAGGCACCUGUGAAAAUAAGGACUUACGGGGGCACAAUGAAUGGAAUUGACGUUGACACCGCUCGCUAUAAGCUUUUAGAAGCUGAAUUACUCCAGGAAAUAUCAGAGAUAGAAAAAAAGUACAAUACUCAAAGUAAGGUUUUAGGAAAAAGUCAGAAAACCUGCAUUCUAUUUGAACCUAAGGAUAAGGAGUUAGAUCUGUCAGUGCAUGCUUAUGUCAGUUUCAUCAAUGCCUAUCAACACUUCUCAUGUCAGCUGAUGAGAGAAGUUUUUUCACUGAAAGCUUUGGGCAAGGAGAGAAAGCAUUUACAUGGCACCAAGUUUGCUGAUGAAUUUAGAAAAAAGCAUCCAGAUGUAGGCUUUGUGCUAAGUCAAGAGUCAAUGACUUUGAUUGGGUUGCCAAAUCACCUUGCAAAGGCAAAGCAGUAUGUCUUAAAAAUAGGGGGGAUAUCUCCUUUGGCUGGAGAGAAAUGGAAUGAGGAUCAUGAAACACCCAUGGACAUUGAUAGCAAUGAUUCAGAAAGAGCUUCACCAACAUUCCAGCGCUCUGCCAGUUCUGGAACAUCAGGAGUGGACAAGGAAAAGGACACAUGUGUCAUCUGUAUGGACAUUAUUAGCAACAAACAGGUGCUACCCAAGUGCAAGCACGAAUUCUGUGGCCCUUGUAUCAACAGAGCCAUGUUAUUUAAGCCAGUCUGUCCUGUGUGCCAGACUUCCUACGGUAUCCAGAAAGGGAAUCAGCCAGAAGGAACCAUGAAUUUCACUGUCAUGAGAGACUCACUUCCAGGUUAUGAAUCCUGUGGCUCCAUUGUGAUUCAUUAUAUUAUGGAAGGAGGAGUACAAACAAAAGAGCACCCAAACCCAGGAAAGAGAUAUUUUGGAAUCCAUCGAACUGCAUACCUGCCUGAUAACAAGGAAGGAAGGGAGGUUUUGACAUUGCUUCGUAGGGCCUUCGACCAAAAGUUGAUUUUCACAAUCGGAGAGUCUCGAGUAUCAGGAGCCUCAGAUGUCAUUACGUGGAAUGACAUCCACCACAAAACGUCCCCAUUUGGGGGACCAGAAAAGUAUGGCUACCCAGACCCUAAUUAUCUGAAACGCGUCAAACAGGAGCUGAAAGAUAAAGGAAUUGAGUAAGAAGACUGCUGGAAGGAUGUCUUGAGCCAAGCUUUCAAAGGACACAGUUGAAGAAGCCGAGUAAAUACCCAUCUAAAUCCUUAUGUAGACACACCUUUUUAACAUUUUCAUCUCAAGAAGUGGUCUGUGUAAGAGCAAGAAUCUGCUAGUCUGUCAUUUCUGGAGUGUUACUUUUUAUGAAAGAUAAAAGGCCCAAAGCUUUGUGUAAUUUUGCUGCAGAGGGGUGGUGCCUCCUUCUUGUGUCACUGUGGUAGAGAGGGGGAUGGAGUGCUGUGGAUCUGAAAUCAUCUUCUAUGUUCUUCACUAGGAAUACUAGCUGAAAAUUGAUCCUCUUCUUAUUACCAUCUCUGGGUGGUCCUUUAGUUUUUUGUUUGUCCUUUAAGUGCCCUAAAAGUAAAAUCCUAGUGUGAAUGGAGGGGAAAAAGGCUUUCGUUAUGGAAAAUUAGAGACACACUUUCCCCUCCCUCCUUCAUGGCCAGAAAAGUGGCCAGGAGCAGAGAUUGGACAACUUUUGGAAGUAAUGGAACAAAGCUAUUCUUUUUCAUGGCACAGAGCCUGAUAUACAGUUGGUGCUUAAUAAACUGUUGCUAAUAACCCAGCUGAUUUGGAAAACUGAGCUUCUUACCCCAGAGCACUAGGCCUCUGACCUCUGACCAGGCCUCUGACUGGGUCCUUGCUCACCGCUGGUCCUCAUAAUCUGCCCUAGGGGUGCACUUGCCCUGCCAAAGUAACGCUACACUGUAGUUCCUGAACAUUUUUUUCCUCUGGAUAUUAUUGUACUUUUGAGUGUAUCCUGCUUCCAGCUUUAACAGAUAAAAAUGUUUAGUUUCCAUAGAGUUUCCAUAGACUAUCAUUUUCUCAGUAACUGUAGCCCCCACAGUAGUAGUUUUUCCAUCCUUUUUCUAAGUCCCAGCAAAUCAUGUUUCUCCCUUAGAUCUUUCUCGCUGAUACUCUCUCUGGACAGAGAAAAGGCAAGAGUUAAGCCUCCUAUAAGGAAUAUAGGACAUGUCAAGCUCUACUUCUAAAUGGUUCUCCAAGUAAGAAGAAAGUCAAAGUACCUAAUUAUCUGGUUAUCCACGUCCCAGCCUCUCUCCAAAAAUGACAAAAGGGAUGUCUUUUUCUUUUCCUAAAGAUACGCUUACACACACAUAUAAAUGUUUUGGUCAGAUAGGAAUAGCUAAUAUUUAAUGAGUACUUAUUUUGUCCCCUUUAUAAGAGCUUUACAUCCAUGUGGUUGAUGCUAUCAGCAUCCCCAUUUUAUAAGUGAGACAACUGAUGCACAGAGAGGCUAAUACCUUGGCAAGGGUGUCACAUAGUAAAUAAGUAGAAGUGGGGAGAUUUGAAGGCGAGAGUCUGGCUCCAACGCUUCUGCACCCCAGAGCUUUACGGCCUCCUCCAGGGGGGCUUCUCCUCCAGGGAGCAGGCUGAGAAGUUCCCAUAUUCUGAGCAUUUCUCAGAAAUGGAUUCCUGGGCGGUGCUCAAAGCAGAUUUCCUUUGAGGAAGUCCUGUUUGAACUUAAAAACCCGGCAUCUUUUCCUUUGUCCAGAGAGUUGAGGAAGCUUAAGGUAAAUGAUCCGUCUUUUUUAAAAAUCAGAUUAUACAUUUAAUUUUUGGUGGUUCAUUAAAGUCUUUACUGUUAUGAUUGUUUUGUAUCUACUGAUCUUUUAGCUAAAUUUGCUUCAAAAAAGCAAAACCUUGGUUCCUGCUGGGUUCUGGAUCCUUGACUGCAAUGUGUGUGCAUAGACGAGUUUCAUG
Diceros bicornis minor is the source of this 4257-nucleotide messenger RNA. Its product is annotated as E3 ubiquitin-protein ligase DTX3L-like. NCBI's taxonomy places the organism in Eukaryota, Metazoa, Chordata, Mammalia, Perissodactyla, Rhinocerotidae. Gene Ontology annotation, biological process: protein ubiquitination; Notch signaling pathway. The coding region runs from base 115 to 2502 and encodes 795 amino acids. The record is from RefSeq and is a predicted model, not a curated record. The transcript is spliced from 5 exons.